CUCGCCGGGCUGGUGCCCGACCAGUUCCAGAUGUGCCGGAGGAACCUGGAGGUCAUGCACAGCAUCGUCCGGGCUGCCCACCAGACCAAAAGCGUCUGCCAGAAGACCUUUGCAGACAUGAGGUGGAACUGCUCCUCCAUCCAGCGUGCCCCCAGCUUUGGCCCUGACCUGCUGAAAGGAACCCGGGAAUCCGCCUUUGUCUACGCCCUGGCUGCUUUCCCCCCCCGGCCUGCACCCGCCGUCACGCACUCCAUCGCCCAAGCCUGCACCUCAGGAGAGCUCCCUCUCUGCUCCUGUGGCUCCGUCCCCUCGGAGGUCCCCGGGCCGGAUUUCAGAUGGGGUGGCUGCGGGGACAACCUGCGCUACGGCCUCCAGCUCGGCGCGGCUUUUGCUGACAGUCCCUUAAAAUCCAGCAAGCUGGGGACGCAAGCGCUCAAGGCCAUGAAUCUACAUAACAACGCGGCAGGGCGGCAGGUGCUGAGUGACUCCCUGGAUACCAAGUGUAAAUGCCACGGUGUUUCAGGCUCCUGUUCCGUGAAGACCUGUUGGAAGGGACUGCCAAACCUGGGCGAAAUCGCCUCUGACCUCAAGUCCAAGUACCUGGCAGCCGUCAAGGUGACCCACCGGCUCGUAGGGCCCAGGAAGCAGCUGAUACCCAAAGACAUGGACGUCAGGCCCAUGCAAGAGACGGAUCUGGUUUAUCUCAUCAGCUCUCCCGACUACUGCACGCCGAAUCUCCACCUGGGGUCUCUGGGGACACAGGAUAGGCAAUGCAACAAGACCUCCGUGGGCAGCGACGGUUGCAACCUGAUGUGCUGCGGCCGCGGCUACAACGCCUACACGGAGGAGGUGGUGGAGAGGUGUCACUGCAAGUAUCACUGGUGCUGCUACGUGGUGUGCAAGAAGUGUCGGCGGAAGGUGGAGAGAUACGUCUGUAAAUAA
This is a messenger RNA of Pelecanus crispus (Dalmatian pelican), 942 nucleotides long. NCBI's taxonomy places the organism in Eukaryota, Metazoa, Chordata, Aves, Pelecaniformes, Pelecanidae. The record is from RefSeq and is a predicted model, not a curated record.